Molecule: messenger RNA, 2520 nt
Organism: Heterotrigona itama
Lineage: Eukaryota; Metazoa; Arthropoda; Insecta; Hymenoptera; Apidae
Source: the annotation of a GenBank genome assembly
AUGCAGGCGAAUAGCGGUUAGAUCCAAGGCGCGGAUAACGAUAACCAAGCCCGGCGAAGCUGGCCCUUUCGACGCGUUUCAUCUCUAUUAAUAACAACGCCAGCUCCAUCGUGCAUCUAACGCACAGUUGCGCAAGCCUGGAAAGACGCAGCCUAAUUACGUAUGCACGCGUUCGACUCUCCUCGACGUAGGCGUAGACCAGAGAGCAAACUCUCCGGCUCGACGGGGGCCAUGGUGUUUGACCUGCGUGUGCAUUGUUGCAACAUGCACGCGUGUACACGCUUCGCUGUAUCUCUCCGCCGGCCAUAUUUACACGGGCUAAUGAAUUUCAUACAUAAUUACCGGUUUGCCUGCGUACAGUUAGCCACCACCAGUGUAGAUCUACCCCUCUGGUCAUCCUUCGGCCAACUUAUACUACCCAUUUGCCAGAGACUUGGUGACUUGGCUCGCGUUCAUGUUAGACUCGUGGUUACUUAUUAUUUACAGCGAGAAUUAUCAUGAUUUUUUAAUAUUUUUUACUAUUUAGAGUACCGUACAUUUACCGUAGCAAGAAGAAUCAAACAAAUUGAGAACAAGUGAGUUAUGAAUUAUUUUCGAGGAUCGAUACUGUUUAGCAUGAGAAUUACUAUGAAUUGCUUUUUUUUUUUUUUUUGAAUAUUAUUUAGAGUAAAAUUUCUCUAUAGUAAGAGGGAAUAAUUUAAUUGAACAAAUUAUUGAGCAAAGAAUUGCUAAAGGGAAUUUUUUUAAAGAAUUCCUUUCAGGGCUUCAGGCAAAGUUCAAAAUGCGAUUGGCUAUUUAUGCUCCAAGCAUGCAUAUAGCGAUUGAGGUGAUACUGGACGAGCGAUUGAUUUCAAACGAGCUGCCAGCUUGGCCGUCGUGCACACCGGAGACGUAUUCUUGCCGCGUAGAUUCCGGUUUGGCGAUUCGUUUGCGGUGGAACGUGAAGGAUGAACGCGAAGGGGGCCGCCGUGUGGUUUCGGUCGAAUCAUUUCGGGUGGGAGAUCGGUUUCCAUUGCAGGCGAGAGCCGGCUGGAUUUUGUGUUUUGUGUCGCUGGAAGGUCAGAACAUCUAUAAUUCCUGUUGCACGUUGCGCAUCGACUACAGCAAGAUGCAAAACUUGAACGUGAAGUAUAACAACGACAAAUCGAGGGACUACACCAACCCUUCUCUGCCAACUGGUGACGCGAAUUUGGACGCGGCGUCACUUGCCUUGGGUGGCGAGCUUCUUCCACAAUUGUUAAUGGGCGCCGGGUCACAACCUCGUGCAAGAAUACCCGGUGAGAACAUCGAGUCCAUUGCAGGGGCACCGGGUGUGCUGCCCACGCCCUUUGCGGCCAUGCACGGUCUACCCUCGCCUUUAGCGGGCCCGUACAAUGGGGUCCCACCUGCCGGCGGAUUAGCUGGUUUGGGUGGGUUCCCUCUUGGUGCUGCUGGCCUUGGUGUACGCGUUCCUACUAACGCGCAAACGUCCGCCGUGCUGCUCGUCAGUAAUCUCAACGAAGAGCACUGACGCAUAUGGACAAAUUGCGAGUGUUUGGCAAGCAGAUCAAGGUAAUGCUGAGCAAACAUCAGACUGUUCAGCUACCAAAGGAGGGCCAACCAGAUGCUGGAUUGACGAAAGAUUACACCAACAGUCCCCUUCAUCGAUUCAAAAAGCCAGGCUCUAAGAACUAUCAAAAUAUCUAUCCACCGAGCUCCACUUUGCAUUUAUCUAAUAUCCCCACAACCGUGACCGAAGAGGAGAUCAGGGAUGCGUUCACCAAAAAUGGUUUCACCGUGAAGGCAUUCAAGUUCUUCCCAAAGGACAGAAAGAUGGCGCUCAUACAGAUGCCUAAAAAUGCACAACUACCAGCUGAGCGAGUCCAAUCAUUUGAGAGUGUCAUUCUCCAAGAGCAAUAUCUAACAAGAGUCACAACCAAACAACCGGCAGUGGUACCAGCCCUACGCCCUAGUCCCCUUUUGGAUACCCGGCUCAGUGUAUGACUGAUGACGAUAACAAAUGACCGACGACGACGACGUUCCUCGCCGACGAGGGUGCGGUCAGUCGCUGGUCUCCAUUGCCGCGACGCAUUGGCUGGCCACCCUCUGGAUCUCAGCAGAAGGAAACGAACGCUUCCUCCGCAGCGAAGCCGGACAACAACCACCGAGAAAACGCGCACGACGAUCGUGCGCGGUUCCCCGUUUCUAUUUUUCUCAGACAGGCCGUCUUUUCAAGAGCAUUUCCCCACAACCAGCGUACCAGCAGACACCAUUACACACACGCACACACAAAAGAAUACAAGAAUGACAAAAAAGGAUUAGGGCUGCGACAACAGCGAAAGGGAGGGUCGUGGAAAAUAAAUCAUUGGCUUUCUGCCAGGCCAGAGAGAAAAGAGAAAGCCAGAGAUCGAUCUGUUGCUACGCAAGAGAGAAGAAAAAGAGAGAGGCCAGGAGCGUGUGUUUUUUUUUCGCGUGAUAGGAGUACGUUAUUCGCGAAGGGAGGAGGGAGAGACUAAGUUUUUAACAAAAAAAAAAAAAAAA